AUGGCUUCGAGGCCUGUGCUUGCGCCACCUCCUGGUGAGAACGAUGUCCCUGACCUUGAUACCUGGCUCGGCGAUGAUUUCUUUAGCCUGCAAGCCAGUGAAAUGAGGCAGCAUCGGGGUGCAUCGACCGGAGAGCUUCCUGGACAGGACAUGCAUGCGCAAGGCCAGCCUCAUGUUCCCAAUGGUCUUCCAGAUGCUGCUCUUCGAGGCCCUGCUCGUGACCGGGCAUUUCCACGGUUUCCACAGUUCCAACGUGUUCCUCAACCACCACAACACCCUACCUACUACCCUGAGUACGAAGAGCUGUGGGUGUGCAAGCAGUGUGCUAGUACCGAUUGUGCUUGGGAUCGUUGGCGUGACAACUGGUUUUGCCUUCAGUGUGGUUCCAGUGAGCUGUAUGAUGCCAACCAGCCGGCGACACUUGAGACUGAGCAAGGAGUGUGGACUUACAGACCGCACAGGACUGGGAGUGCUGCCGCUUCUCCGAGUUCUUCGGUGUCUUCGGUCUCGCCGCUAAGGCGGGGAAAAGGACGUGGAACUCAACGGCGGCACCCUGGCGAUCCUUCUGACAGUGGAGAUGGAGACGAAGGCAGAGCCGAGAGCGAGGCGCCGACCAACGACCCCGUGGUGACGCCCAGCUCUGCCAGCUCCGUGACCGGGAAGAGCGAGGCCAGGGCCAACGACUAUCUGAGUCGCAGGCAACGGAGAGCACAGAGAGCCCAAUCACUUCGCACACCUCAGGCUGCCCAGACCGAUGCUGAGGAAGACAGGCAACCUGUGGGUGAUUCGAGCGUGUUGCGCGGCCUACGCCAGGCCCUUCGCAACAAGAGCCACUCCGACACAGAUUCCUGGAAUAGCAAGAAGGGGCCCGAGCGCGGCAUUAAGUGGCGCGGCGGAGCCCCACCACCACCUCCAAAGUGGACCUAUGCCAAGGACGACCUUCGAGCUUUCACGAAGUUCGAGCGCAAGGUGAGUAUAUGGCAGAUCCAGGUCAAGCCGUAUAUGUCCGAGGCCGAGUCUGCUUUGGCCUUGUAUUGCAGCCUGACCGGAGAGGCCGAAGAGGAGCUGGAACACAUCGACAUCAAGAAGCUCAACAGCAAGGACGGUGUGACCUUUCUUUUGAACCAGCUUCGUGGGCCACUUCAGGCUAAGGAGAUCUACCUCAAGAGGAAGUACCUUUCCGACUAUGAGACGAUCGGCCGGCUGCCGGCCGAAGGGAUCAGGACCUAUGUGAAUCGCUACCAUAGGGCAGAGAAGGCCCUGAUGAGUAUCGGGAUAGAUGUGGGCCUGACCUAUGACGCCGAGAGCCGGGGCUCUAGACUUCUCGAUAGAGCCAAGCUGUCUUCAGAACAACAAAGGAUGAUAUUGGUGGGGACCAACCAGAGCCUCUCCUUCGACGAUGUCAAGAAUGCCAUGCUGCUCCAGUACCCGGACCAUAAGCCGGCCCCCUUCCUCCAGGGCCAUAUGAACAACAGCGGGCGUGAUCACGGCCACCCUGGUGGGAACAGACAGGCCUCCGAAGGGCCCGGGGAAAGGCAAGCCAAUGAACAAAGGAGGAGCCAGCUCGAGUGGAACGAGUUCGGGACCACCGUUUCCCCGGGCGAGGAAGGUGCCGAGGAUGAGUACCACACGGCCCUCCAGGCGAUCAGGGAAGAGGACGCCGACUACCCCGACCAGGCCGACGACGGCGACGGCGAGGAGCCAGACGACGGCGAUGAAGAGCUUCUUCCUGACGACGACCAAGGCGAGGAGAGCGUCGAGAGCUUGAUGCAGGUCCUUACCGUGACGAGCAAAAAGUUGCAGGCGAUGACCCAGGGGAGGAAAUACCGCGGGGCACCGCGGAAGACCAUAGAGGAGAGGAAGAAAACCUCUUCGUGCAGCGCGUGCGGGCAGACCGGGCAUUGGGCAGGAGAUAGUGAGUGCGCCAUGUCAGGCAAAGGAGCCAAAGCUGGCAACAAGGGCAAAAGUUCCCCCGACAAUGCCAACACCAAGGGCGCUGCGAUGCAAAAGGUGUUUUCAGUCCGACACUCUGGCGGCCAAGAGACACUCUAUGAGCUAGAUGCCCGACAGCCAGCCACUGCUGCAGGCAAUACCGGCGAGACCAUCAGCCGGGUCCACAGCACACUCGUGGUGUUUCAGUCGUCAGAGUACAUGUGCAUGGCCAACGUCACAGAGUUGCAGGGCUACUGUGUUGUGGAUACAGCGUGCCAGCGGUCAUGUUGCAGCAGUGCGUGGAGCGACUGUCACAAAGAGCUUCUUUCGAGUUUUGGUCUUAAGAUGCUAUGUGCUCGCCGCCACGAGGCCUUCCAGUUCGGAGCCGGCCCACCGCAGAGGUCGGAUACUUGCGUUUAUUUUCCGGUGGCCUUUGACGCAAGCUACCCGAUGAUAGCCCUCAGCGCUUCCGUCUUGGACAACCUCUCGAUUCCCUUCUUGGCAAGCCUCAGCUUACUUAAAAAAUUGGGCAUAGUUCUCGAUUUGGCACAGCACAAGGCCUAUAUCGGACUCCUCGGGUGCACGGUCGACCUGCACCUCCUUCAAGGCCAUCUGUGCAUGAAGAUUUCAGAGUAUCCUGCUAGUGUGCUGGACUUUGCGUGGGAAGAGCAGGACUAUCAUGAUUGCGCAUGA
Symbiodinium sp. CCMP2592 is the source of this 2625-nucleotide messenger RNA. Lineage: Eukaryota; Dinophyceae; Suessiales; Symbiodiniaceae. The record is from the annotation of a GenBank genome assembly.